ACACGCGGGAACCGCGCUCGUCGCCGUCGUCGUCUCACUCGCCCUCGCCAGCUCUAGUACCCCUCAAGACACCAUCUACGCUCGCAAGAACAAAAUGGCUGCGGUGCAGACGCUCCCAAAGGACAUCUCUAGGCUCGGUCAGGAGGUCAAACUCUUUGGCAAGUGGGACACCCAGGAUGUCGAGGUGAAGGAUAUCUCCCUCACGGAUUACAUCCAGAUUCGCCAUGCCGUCUACCUUCCGCACACUGCAGGCCGUUACGCCAAGAAGCAGUUCAAGAAGGCGCAGAUGCCCAUCGUCGAGCGCCUUGUUGACAGUCUGAUGAUGAAGGGCCGCAACACCGGCAAGAAGCUUCUCGCCGUCCGAAUCGUCGCGCACGCGUUCGAGAUCAUCCAUCUCCUCACGGACCAAAACCCCAUCCAGAUCCUCGUCGACGCUAUCGUCAACACUGGUCCGCGCGAGGACUCGACGCGUAUUGGCUCGCAGGGUACCGUUCGUCGUCAGGCCGUCGACGUCUCCCCCCUACGCCGAGUUAAUCAGGCCGUCUCCCUCCUGACGAUCGGCACACGCGAGUCCGCAUUCCGCAACGUCAAGUCCGUCGCGGAAUGCCUUGCAGAUGAGCUCAUCAAUGCGGCAAAGGGCUCAUCAAACUCGUAUGCCAUCAAGAAAAAGGACGAGCUCGAGCGUGUGGCCAAAUCCAACCGGUAAACGGUCUGUUUGGUGUCUGUUGUGGAGGGGAGGCGCGUACAGGUAUUCUGCAUCUUUCUUAUUUCUGCACUUGUUGUCGCUACUAUCACUUUGCUGCCGUACCACCUCACAUCACCCGCGUGGACGCUUUUGACAAGUGUGACUCAGAAUGCGACAUCCACCAUCACCACUACAAACAGACUACGGUGAGCAAUCACGGGACAAUUUACAGUGAGUGGGCGCAGCAGAUGAUCGACAAUCGGUGGCCGUUUUCUGUUCACUGCGAGUACGGGAGACGUUAAUUGAAGACUGUUGAUGCUGUGUUCGGAAGACUAUGUGCACUGACACAAGUGCAGUUAAGACAAAUGAUCCCCCUGAUUUUGUAGAGUAUCUGAUGCGCUCAGCCGUAACCAUUCAAUACACGUGUUAGC
This is a messenger RNA of Laetiporus sulphureus 93-53, 1116 nucleotides long. Its product is annotated as 40S ribosomal protein S5-1. Gene Ontology annotation, biological process: translation; ribosomal small subunit assembly. Lineage: Eukaryota; Fungi; Basidiomycota; Agaricomycetes; Polyporales; Laetiporaceae. Bases 95 to 706 code for a protein of 203 amino acids. Gene Ontology annotation, molecular function: structural constituent of ribosome; mRNA binding; rRNA binding. The transcript has 5 exons. Gene Ontology annotation, cellular component: cytosolic small ribosomal subunit; ribosome. The record is from RefSeq and is a predicted model, not a curated record.